AUGUCGAACGUCAUAAACCCCCCCUCAACAUCCGCGGCACCACCCAGCAGCGUCGCCGGCGCAGCCACCCGUAUCAAUCCAGAAAUUACAAACCAGCACCCUUCUCUAGUCCCCGAAGAUGCUCCAGCGCAGAUAUCGACUACUCAUAAACGCACACUUCCGAUAUUCAGUCUGGAGGGGAAGACAUGUGUCGUUACCGGUGGUGCUAGAGGCCUAGGUUACGUAAUGUCCCAAGCAUUCAUCGAAUCCGGCGCAAACGUCGCCAUAGUUGACCUCAACGGUCCCGAAGCCCAAAAGUCCGCCGAAACCCUCCACAAGAUCUACACAACCUCCAACCCCACCGCUCCACCUCCAAAAGUAACAGCCCACACCUGCGACGUCUCAGACCCACAAUCCGUCUCCUCCGCCUUCCAAAAAAUCUUAGAACUCCAUCCUUCGGGGAUAGACGUCCUAGUCACGAGUGCGGGGUUUACGGAAAACUUCAAGGCGGAGGAAUACCCUCAUGAUAGAAUGCAGAAGUUGUGGGGGGUUAAUGUCGAUGGGACUUAUAUCUGUGCGGUUGAGGUGGCGAAGGAGUGGAUUAAGAAUAAGAAACAGGGGGGCAGUAUUAUUAUGGUGGGAAGUAUGAGUGGGAGUGCGGUUAAUGUUCCGCAACCGCAGGCGCCGUAUAAUGCUAGUAAAGCGGCGGUGAGGCAGUUGGCCGCGAGUUUUGCGAUUGAGUGGGCGCCGCAUGGGAUUAGGGUUAAUUGUAUCAGUCCGGGUUAUAUGAUGACCGCGCUGACGCAGAAGAUUAUUGAUGAGCAACCGGAGUUAUACAAUAACUGGGUAUCGAGGAUUCCUGCGGGUAGAAUGGGCAAUCCGGUGGAUUUGAUGGGGGCAGUGGUGUAUUUGGCGAGCGAUGCCAGCAGCUAUACAACCGGCGCCGAUAUUAGAAUCGAUGGUGGAUAUACCGUGAUCUAA
This is a messenger RNA of Orbilia oligospora ATCC 24927, 960 nucleotides long. RefSeq lists its product as uncharacterized. The transcript has 4 exons. NCBI's taxonomy places the organism in Eukaryota, Fungi, Ascomycota, Orbiliomycetes, Orbiliales, Orbiliaceae. The coding region runs from base 1 to 960 and encodes 319 amino acids. Gene Ontology annotation, cellular component: intracellular anatomical structure. Gene Ontology annotation, molecular function: oxidoreductase activity, acting on NAD(P)H, oxygen as acceptor. The record is from RefSeq and is a predicted model, not a curated record.